Exophiala xenobiotica is the source of this 1437-nucleotide messenger RNA. RefSeq lists its product as uncharacterized. Gene Ontology annotation, molecular function: oxidoreductase activity. Bases 387 to 1241 code for a protein of 284 amino acids. The record is from RefSeq and is a predicted model, not a curated record. The transcript has a single exon. Lineage: Eukaryota; Fungi; Ascomycota; Eurotiomycetes; Chaetothyriales; Herpotrichiellaceae.
CGGCUUGAUUACACUGUCGUCAUUUCCUCAACCUUGAACCUUUCACCUUUCGUCGCCGGUCCACCCGAACAGAGAGAUACCUCUCUUUGACAGCCGAGGCUAUUACUCGUCUCGUCGUUCUCCCCUUUGGAGACGAGAACCACUUCCGUGAGGAGAACAAAGAGAACACAUCCGGCCGAGACCACCUUAUGUCGACAUAAUAAUACCCUUCUAGCGUUGUGGGAAUAUACUUACCAAGCCGUCUUCCAGGUAGAAGAAUAGUCUAAACGUCCACAACAGAAUACUACUAUCCGCACGACUCGGCGACGACAAAACGUCUGACCAAAGCAUUCGUAAGUCCUACCUACCUUAUCAGCGGUCGAACCAAACGAAAAAGACAACAUAGCAUGGAGUACCACUUCCCCAAACCACCACGCAGCCUAUCCGGCAAAGUGGCCAUCAUCACGGGCGCCGGCGCCGCGGGCGAUGGGAUCGGCAACGGCCGGGCGUCGGCCAUCCUCAUGGCCGACGAAGGAUGCAGCGUGGUCUGCGUGGACCGGGACGUAUCGCUGGCCCAGCGCACGGUGGAAAUGAUCGAGGCCGAAGGCAAGGGCCGCGCGAUCGCGGUCCAAGCCGACGUCAGCGUCGAGUCCGACUGUGCGCGCAUCGUGCAGACCGCCGCGCUCGGCACAUACGGCCGGCUGGACAUCCUGCUCAACUGCGUGGGCAUCGGCGGCGCGCCCGGCACGGCGGUCGAGGUCGACAUGUCGGCGUGGUCCAAGAGCAUGGCAGUCAACGUCGACAGCAUGGUCAUGAUGGCCAAGUACGCCGUGCCCGCGAUGCUGAAGAAUGAGCUCGAAUGGGGAUAUCGCGGGAGUAUCAUCAAUAUGGCCAGCGUGGCCGGGUUGAAGGGAGGAACGCCGCACUUGUUCUACCCGACGAGUAAAGGCGCCGUGGUCAAUAUGACGAGGGCCAUGGCCGUUCACCACGCUCCGCAGGGGAUCAGGGUGAACUGUGUGUGUCCUGGAAUGGUGUACACUCCCAUGAUGUACCAGCACGGAAUGCCUGAGGAGGCGCGUGAGGCGAGGAAGAAUAGGAGUCUGCUGAAGACGGAGGGGAAUGGGUGGGAUGUAGGCUGUGCGGUGAGAUUCCUGGCCGGGCCGGAGUCGAGGUGGAUGACCGGGGUGAUAUUGCCGGUCGAUGCUGGUGCUACGGCGGCGGUGGGAACGGAUAUUCCUAGGUCGGCCAGCGUGAAUGGUUGAGAGGAUUGAAUGGGCCGAUACAGAGGCAGAUGGGCAAGCAUCGAGCAAGAAGAGAACAGAAGAAGCGGUCGUAUCAUCAGCAUAUAUUCCAUCCAUCCAUGCAGCCUCCGCAACAUGGACAAGCGCCGACGCUAUGCGAUCGCAAGUUCAACCAGCAAUCCCUUUUGAAACAUGAUGCCGUCCCAUGCAAUAAGAC